Molecule: messenger RNA, 746 nt
Organism: Eutrema salsugineum
Lineage: Eukaryota; Viridiplantae; Streptophyta; Magnoliopsida; Brassicales; Brassicaceae
Exons: 3
Coding region: 285-746 (153 amino acids)
Source: RefSeq, a predicted model, not a curated record
UAUGGAGCAAGCAGUUGGAGAGAUGAUUGCAUGGCCUCAAAAUUUUGUGGUUCCCUUUAGCAGCGGAUGUGAACCAGAAGACAUUACGCCUCUGUCCUAAUACUAGCUCUCGGAACUUCUGCAAGCUGCUUGACUGGGCUAGAACUAACGAGGAAGUUGUUGCAGAGGGUCGUUGGCAUUCUCGAGAGCCAAAAGCAUUAGUCAACGGACUACCUCUCGGACCUAAUGCAGUGAAGGUAUUCGUCGAUGUGGUUUUAUGCCCAAAUACCUUCCUCUGGAGGCCAAUGACUGAGUUCUUAGAUUUGGAGGAUUCAGUCAACACCUUUGUCGCCUGGCCUGCUAAUAGAGUAAUCUUUGAGGCAAGUCCUGAAACGAGUUCUCCUAUUGCUAACUCUGAAUCAACUCCACCAGCUCCAAUAAAAAAACCAAUGAAAGCAAUGUCAGAAAGUUCUACUCCUAUAACUCAGGAAUCCAACCAAAUGGAAACGGGGAAUGAAAAUAAGAAGUGCUUGGUGAUGGCUAUUACUGGAAAGAAGCGAGUGAUUGCUGAAGGACGUUGGUCCACAAACGAUCCACUUCAAACAGUACAUUUUGUUCCCUUGGGUCCAAAUGCAGUUAAGGUGUGGAUUGAUGUUGUCAAAGUUAAAGAUGCUUGCGUAUGGAGGCCUUCGUCUGAGAUCGAGUGCAUGGAAGAUGCAAUAGGAACAGCUAUUGCUUGGCCAGAGGAUAAAGUGGUACUCGUCUAA